This is a messenger RNA of Triplophysa rosa, 2222 nucleotides long. It is a transcript of the gene cnih3, whose product is annotated as cornichon family AMPA receptor auxiliary protein 3. Gene Ontology annotation, biological process: vesicle-mediated transport; regulation of AMPA receptor activity. Bases 514 to 996 code for a protein of 160 amino acids. The record is from RefSeq and is a predicted model, not a curated record. Gene Ontology annotation, cellular component: synapse; dendrite. Lineage: Eukaryota; Metazoa; Chordata; Actinopteri; Cypriniformes; Nemacheilidae. The transcript is spliced from 6 exons.
GAGAGAGAGAGAGAGAGAGAGAGAGAGAGAGAGCGCUCUUUAAAUCCACCUGUUAGCCAGCAUAUUUUCUGCGCCUCCAUACUGUAGAUCAGGGAAGGUGAACUGGUUGCCAGUACGGCGCAUCAUGUAUUAACCCAGAGUUGAGAGAGCUGCAUCUCACAAGUCCUCAGCCGCUGCACACAAUCCUUAUCUUUAAUGGACCAUCACUGCCGACGAGACUAAACGGGACAUUAAUGCGCGAUUAAUAUGCCUUGAUUUCAGAAGGACUUUGCAACACCGCUGCAAGUCGAGCAACACAACGAUACGCCGCUGCACUUUUAUUCAUUUGAGAAUAUGACAAACCGAUCGCGGUAAACCGGAGCAGAGGUUUGCAACACAUUGUUGCAAAUAUUUUGAUGAAGAAGAUGAUGCUGUCUGUGCCGCGUGCCCCGUAACUGCCUCCAUUCAUUGAAUCCACUUUGGCGCUGAGCACCGCGUUCCCGUCUGGAGAUAUUCAUUCCCCUUUGCUCAAUUAUGUUCACUUUCGCUGCGUUUUGCUACAUGCUAUCCCUUGUCCUCUGUGCUUCUCUGAUCUUCUUCGCCAUCUGGCAUAUAACAGCCUUUGAUGAGCUUCAGACAGACUUCAAGGUGCCGAUCGAUCAGGGCAAUCCACUUCACGCGCGUGAAAGACUUCGGAACAUUGAGAGGAUCUGCUGCCUUCUGCGAAAGUUGGUGCUUCCAGAAUACUCCAUCCAUGUACUCUUCUGUAUCAUGUUCCUGUGCGCUCAGGAGUGGCUUACUGUAGGCCUGAACAUCCCUCUGCUCUUCUACAACACAUGGAGCAGGUACUUCCACAGCCCCACCGACACCAAGGAGCUUCUCUACGAUCCGGCAUCUGUCAUGAAUGGAGACACUCUGAAAUUCUGCCAAAAAGAAGCCUGGUGCAAAAUGUCCUUCUUUGUCCUCUCAUUCUUCUACUAUCUCUACUGUAUGAUCUACACAUUGGUGACCUCGUAACAGAGAUCUCGAUGCUCAAAAGUCCCCUUAUCAUAAGAUGCCGUAUGGUUGAAAGAAGAGGAGACACGAGUUCAAUCUGGAAGAGCAUAACGACAGUGUUUGGACCUACAGAUCAGACUUGAACCCCAUCUUCCAAAAGUAUAAGAGCCCGGUGUUGUUUACAGUUCUGACUCAAUGCCGUAGAUAUCUCAUGGACCUUGUGUGAUACGGUUUUCACAACCUCACAGUAACAUUUGCACAGAUUGUCUCAGGCACAGCACAACACGUCCUUUACCACAAACCUGCCAACCUUUACACUCACUAAACGUAGCUUAAAAUUCAUGUUGGGUAACACGAUUAAAAAAAGUCGGCUAACUUGAACAGCGAAUGUUACAUUUAUACCAGUCACACGCUAGGACAAUGAGUUUGAAUACAUGUUUGUAAAAAGCUUUUGUGAUAUAUAUUUUACGUGUAUUUGUGCACUUCAAAUGUAAGCAUUUUUAAUAUGAAAUACGUAUAUCUUGCAUUACUUGUGUACAUAGAGAAAUUUGUGUAAUGCUUUUCUGUGCUGGUGUCAGUUGGUUGAGAUGUUUUUGAAGUUUAUAAUUACAAAUGAUGAUAUGGAGGCUUUAUUGUAGAAAACAAGAGCCACUUUUCCACAAUUUUGCACAAACGUUGUUAUGAGUUUGCACAAUAGAUAGUUUUUGGUUGUGGUGAAAAAAACACACAUUUAUACACGCAGUAUGAGUCUUCCAAUAUAAUAUAGUGUAUCAAACUCUCACAGAUUUUCACAAAUGUUUAUAAAAAAGGACAGCAAUAUUAACCAGAAAAAUACAAGAUAUUUAAGAAAUCAAGGAACGUACCUUAUUAAAAAUAUAUAAUGAAGCAUUUCUCUGUUUUCCACAUAUUCUCACUACACUAUCUUUUGAACGCUAAUAAUGAUGUUGUUGGAUCAAACAAGCCAGUCAUGCAUCUAAACAAACUUCACAAUUACUGUGUGCAAUGCUUCUGUUAAGCACCAUUCAUAAUGUAUAAUACUUAAGACAUCAGUAGACAAUACUACAUCAAUUUCUUCACAGUUGUAGGGGAUCAUAAUACCAAUCCCCAGCAGAAAUUCUCAUGUAGCCUGCUGUCUUUUGUAUGCCUUAUGUAGUUAAAGGAUGACCAAACAUUUUAUAUCCCCAUUGAGUACGUGUUCACCCAUCCAAUUGUGAGUUAAGAAAUUUGUAUAUGAAAUAAAACAACUA